Purpureocillium lilacinum is the source of this 2682-nucleotide messenger RNA. RefSeq lists its product as uncharacterized. Gene Ontology annotation, biological process: proteolysis. Gene Ontology annotation, molecular function: serine-type endopeptidase activity. Lineage: Eukaryota; Fungi; Ascomycota; Sordariomycetes; Hypocreales; Ophiocordycipitaceae. Gene Ontology annotation, cellular component: membrane; cell wall. The record is from RefSeq and is a predicted model, not a curated record.
AUGGUGCGCACGUCGAUAUUGACGUCGCUCCUAGCGGCCGUGUCAACCGCCCUAGCUGAACGGCGUGUUAUUCCGGGCGGUUAUAUCUUUGAAGUGGAGGAUGGCCAUGACGCGGCAGCCGUGAUCCAAGAAGUGGGCAGCCAUGGCACCACGCGAAUGCAUCUCAACUAUAAGCUCUUCAAGGGCGUGUCUGUGCAGCUGCACGAUCUCAAAGCCCACAAAGAGACAGCCGCCAAGCUGGCUUCCGCACCGAGCAUCAAGAGAGUGUGGCCCAUUGAGCUCCACGAUCUCCCUGAUGUCACAGGCGCCAACUCGAAGGCCUUGAAUAUCAAGGAUUUGGAACUCGGAGGCAAGACCGAUUCCGCUCUUUCAAGGCGCGACGUUAUGAAUGAGACGGACACUUGGCCGCCGCAUCUCAUGACUCAAGUCGAAAAGCUCCGGGCUAAAGGCAUCACCGGCAAGGGAAUCAAGUUAGCCAUUGUCGACACCGGCGUUGACUACACGCAGCCUGCCUUGGGCGGCUGUUUUGGCGAGGGCUGUCGUGUAUCCUUCGGCUAUGACUUGGUAGGCGAUCACUACACCGGGAGCAACGUCCCAGUGCCCGACCCCGACCCAUUGGACUGCGCCGGUCACGGCACGCACGUCACUGGCAUCGUCGCGGCUAAGGAUGAGUGGCUGCACUUCACCGGCGCGGCUCCAGACGUGACGCUCGGCAUGUACCGUGUCUUCGGGUGCCCGGCGGUAAGCGCGGGAGACGACGUGCUCAUCGGCGCCUUCAACAUGGCCUUUGAGGCCGGUGCCGACAUCAUUACCGCUUCAAUCGGCGGCAAUACUGGUUGGUCCGAGAACGCCUGGAGCGUUGCCGUCUCGCGCAUUGUAGAGCACGGCGUGGUCUGCACCCUCGCAGCAGGCAACGACGGUCGUUCUGGCGCCUUCGACGCAUCUGAGGCCGCCGACGGAAAGGGGGUAACUGCUAUUGCGUCGUUUGAGAGCACCGACUACCCUAGCUUUGGAUAUCCCUCCAAGGAAUAUAUCGACGGCGGUGAGGAGAAGGUGUUUGUCAAUGCACCGUCCGAGGCGUACAACUGGACGGGCAUUUCCAACGCGCCCGUGCCUAUAUAUCCGCUGUCUCUGGAUAUCACGAACAAUGCAGACGGUUGCGACCCUCUUCCGGAUACUACGCCAGACUUGAGCGGAUAUGUUGUCCUCAUCCGCCGCGGCACGUGCUACUUCUCGGACAAGGCCAGCCACGCAGCUGCCAAGGGCGCAAAGUAUGUCCUGUUUUACGAUAGCUACCUGGAUACUACGCUCUCCCGGUACUCGAUCCAAAACGCCAACGUUUCUGCUGCUGCCAUGAUACCCGCUCGCACAGGUCAGAGAUGGGUCAAUGCCAUCAAGGCGGGCCAUAAUGUCACUGUCCUCAUGCAGUACCCUAGAGACGCGGAUCGCUCGCUCGCUUUCGAGAAGCGGCCUGGCGUCGGCGGUUCAUUGAGCACAUUCACAUCUUGGGGUCCUACCUGGGAAAUGGAUAUGAAGCCGGUAGUCGGUGCGCCAGGAGGCAAUAUUUGGUCGACCUGGGUCGGAGGCUAUUCAGCUGCCUCGGGUACGUCCAUGGCGACACCGAUUACGGCAGCGAUCUUGGCCCUAAUUCUGCAAGUCCGCGGACCGACAACGCCAAGGAUGUUGGAUAAUCUGGUCUCUACUACUGCGAAGGCUCAAAACUGGUUCGAUGGCAAGAGCGUCUAUCCCGGUGACCUAGCCCCAGUCCCGCAACAAGGUGGCGGUAUUGUUCAAGCCUUCGACGCUGCCUAUACCACUACCUUGCUGGACCCAGCGAACCUUUCCUUCAAUGACACAGAUAACUUCGUGAAGCAGCAUGAGUUUGUCAUCACGAAUAAGGGAAGCUCCGCGGCUACUUAUAAGAUCACGCAUGUCCCCGCUUUAACAACAUUUUUCCUGGACAAGGAUAGCAUCUUCGGUAUCAGAUUCCCUCCUGAGGUCUCAAGAGACUACGCCGCGCUGGAUAUCUCAGCCGCUGAGGUUACCCUUCAGCCUGGGAAUCGCAAGAUCAUUACCGUAUCGGCUCGUCCUCCGUCGGGCAUAGACGCAAAGCGCCUUCCCAUCUGGUCUGGCUAUAUUACCAUUAAUGGCACGGAUGGGUCGGCCCUCUCUCUGCCUUAUCAGGGCGUGUCUGGCUCUCUUAAGGGCUCAACUAGCCUCGGAGCGGACUAUGGUUACAUGUCGUGGUCCAACGAGACCGGAUCACAGUACGGCAAUCCUACUCGCGCCCCUGCCAACUAUACUUUCACGCUGCCCACCCCAGGUACCACCGGAACUGGCCUCCUCCCCAUGUUGACAUUCAAUCUUGCGCUGGGCACGCAGGUGAUCAGAGCCGACCUGGUACCCAUGACAACCUGCCCGACCAAGAACAUGACUGGAGACGACCCGCUCGGCGGCAAGUAUAAGACAGUCGGUCAGCAUCCAGCUUUCCCCAUACGCUUGCUCCCCCGCGGUCUGGAAAAGGCAGUUUGGGACGGCUCGCUUGAUAGCGGAGAAUUUGCGCCUGCUGGGAGGUACAAGUUCGUCUUUCGGGCUCUGCGUGUCUACGGCGAUGAGUCCAAGGUGCAGGAUUAUUAUGUGGCCGAAUCUCUGCCCUUCAGGAUCGAGUACAAAUCUUCCUGA